Messenger RNA from Brassica oleracea var. oleracea, 2353 nucleotides. Its product is annotated as probable glycosyltransferase At3g07620. Gene Ontology annotation, molecular function: glycosyltransferase activity. Lineage: Eukaryota; Viridiplantae; Streptophyta; Magnoliopsida; Brassicales; Brassicaceae. The record is from RefSeq and is a predicted model, not a curated record. The transcript is spliced from 5 exons. Bases 325 to 2250 code for a protein of 641 amino acids.
GAGAAGCAAAGCUCGGCGGCUCAAACUCCGCCGACCAAAUACCGAAAAUACCCUCUCUUUUUCUAAUAAUGGGUUCUUGAUUCUGUUUUGAGUUUCUCGUAAAGAGCGAACCAGCUUUAGUUACGCAGACACGUAAGAUCUGACAAAGAAAUGAAAAAUUUCUCAAGAUACUUUUCUUUUUCUUAACAUCUCUUGCGCCUUCGUUUAAGGGCUUACUGUUCGUUGGUCAGAGUAUCGACAAGAAGACGAUCAACCUACCUACAAUCAUCUGAGCUUCACUUUGAUCUUUGUUUGACUUCCCGAUCAACUUAACAGGGCCUGAAGAUGAGGCCUGAGUUUCCAGGGCUAUGGAAGGUAGUAGAGAGCAGACGUCUUCUAUGGCUAAUGGGACUCACAUUUGCUCUCAUCGUCACUUUUCAAUACAUCGAGCUUCCGAACACUAUCUCCUCCCUCUUCUCUUCCACCAAGCUUCCCUUCUCAAGAAACUCAUCUUCACUCACAAGAGACAGCCAGCAUCAUAAGAGUAACUUGGCUCCAGCUAUGGCACCUAGCUAUCCUCAAAAGAACGCUUCUCUGGUGGAUGAUUCUGGUGGUGGAGGAGAUGAUGAGGAAGUUGAGGUUGAUAAGAUCUUUGACAACAAUGGAAACGCAACCGCUCCCACCGUUUCACCUUCUCAGGUAAAGGAAAACGCAACCGCUCCCACCGUUUCACCUUCUCAGGUAAAAGAAAACGCAACCGCUCCCGCCGUUUUGCCUUCUCAGGUAAAAGAAAACGCAACCUCACCUGCAGCUAGUGCUAAGCCCCCUGCUGCCUUACCUCUAGUAAAAGAAAACGCAACCGCAACCGCACCUGUGGCUAGUGCUAAGUCCCCUGCUUCCUUACCAAUUCCAAACCCGUCUCCGGUUAAGGACAACGCAACUAGCCAUGUAGAGGACAAGAACUCAACUAAAACAGAUGUUCCUGGUGUGUCUCCCGUUGUGAGAUUUGUUCCUGACGUGAAGAAGUACUCAAAAACGCCUGAUUCAAGAGUGAUGUCGAUAUCAGAGAUGAGCAAGCAGCUGCGUCGAAACCGUAUUACACAUAAUCGUCUAGCAAAGAAACCAAAAUGGGUUACUAAACCGGACUUGGAGCUUCUACAAGCAAAGUACGAGAUCGAGAACGCACCUAUAGAUGACAAAGACCCUCUCCUUUACGCACCUCUUUACCGCAACGUCUCCACGUUCAAAAGGAGCUAUGAGUUGAUGGAGAAGAUGUUGAAGGUUUACGUUUACAAAGAAGGAGACAAACCUAUCAUGCACAGUCCAAUACUCAGAGGGAUAUAUGCAUCAGAAGGCUGGUUCAUGAAACUUAUUGAAUCCAACAACAACAAGUUUGUCACAAAGGACGCUUCCAAAGCUCAUCUUUUCUACUUACCCUUUAGCUCUCGGAUGCUAGAGGUCACUCUAUACGUGCAAGACUCUCAUAGUCACCGCAACCUCGUUCAGUAUCUUAAAGACUACAUAGACUUCAUCUCGGUUAAGUACCCUUUUUGGAACCGAACCUCUGGAGCGGAUCAUUUCCUUGCAGCUUGCCAUGACUGGGCGCCUUCAGAGACACGCAAUCACUUCGCAAAGAGUAUUAGGGCUUUAUGCAACUCUGAUGUUAAAGAAGGCUUUGUCUUUGGUAAAGACACGUCAUUACCAGAGACAUUCGUUAGAGAUCCCAAGAAACCACUAAGCAACAUCGGCGGCAAAUCUGCCUCCCAAAGGCCAACGCUAGCUUUCUUCGCUGGCAAGCCUGACCACGGCUACCUUAGACCGAUCCUGCUCUCUUACUGGGGCAACAACAAAGACCCCGACCUAAAAAUAUUCGGGAAGCUUCCGAGGACCAAAGGAAACAAGAACUACCUCCAGUUCAUGAAGACGAGCAAGUACUGUAUCUGUGCCAAAGGGUUUGAAGUGAACAGUCCUAGAGUGGUCGAGGCUAUAUUCUACGACUGUGUUCCGGUUAUUAUAUCUGAUAACUUCGUGCCGCCGUUUUUCGAGGUUUUGAACUGGGAGUCGUUUGCGCUAUUCGUGGCGGAGAAGGAUAUACCUAACUUGAAGAAGAUUCUGAUGUCGGUGUCGGAGCGUAGGUACAGGCAGAUGCAGAUGAGGGUAAAGAGAGUGCAGAAGCAUUUUCUGUGGCAUGUACAGCCUGAGAAGUAUGAUAUGUUUCAUAUGAUUCUUCAUUCGGUUUGGUUUAACCGGGUUUUUCAGAUUUCUGUUUAGUUAGUUUUGUGAUUCAUACAAUUCAUUUGUACAUUUCUGUUACACGGAUAAAUUUCAGUUUACAGAUUCCAUAUCAUAAAUAAAACUUGUGGUCUCAUUUGUA